Closterium sp. NIES-67 is the source of this 1035-nucleotide messenger RNA. NCBI's taxonomy places the organism in Eukaryota, Viridiplantae, Streptophyta, Zygnematophyceae, Desmidiales, Closteriaceae. The record is from the annotation of a GenBank genome assembly.
CCAGUGCUGGUCUUCGAGCAGCACUCUCAACCCCUGUGCUGGUCUUUGAGCAGCACUUCCGACGCCACCUCAGUGCUCGUUUUCAAGCUCGUCGACGUCUGCCUUCAAUCGGGCUUACGCAGAUUCCAAUAACUCCGCUGCACGCCAAACGCCAUGGACAUUAAGGAGGACGCGCGCGUGGUCGUCGAGAAGGGCGCCAUCGCCGACCCUGCUCCUCUGGGUCUGGCGGCCUUUGCGCUGACCACGUACGUCCUCUCGUGCCACAACGCCGGCUGGGCUCCCGACGUCAUCUGGGUCGGCCUCGCGUUCUUCUAUGGCGGCCUCGCGCAGCUGCUGGCCGGCAUGUGGGAGUUCAAGAAGAACAACACUUUCGGCGCCACCGCGUUCUCCACCUACGGUGCCUUCUGGUUGGGCCUUGGUUUCUUCGUUCUCCUCAAGAUUCUUGGCUACACCACGAUGCUUCAGGCCACCGACGUGUCUGAGGCUCUCGGGUGGUUCCUGUCGGGUUUCUUCAUCUUCAACAGCUACAUGAACGUGUGCGCGCUCAUGGCGAACCACGCCGUGCUGCUCGUUUUCUCGCUGCUCGAGAUCACCCUGCUGCUGCUCUUCAUCGGGAAUUUCAACCACCAGCAUCCUGGACAGGGCUGGAUCAAGGCUGGCGGCUACUUUGGCCUCUUCACUGCCAUUGCUGCCUGGUAUGCUUCAGGUGCGGCCUGCUUCAACGCCAUGGCCGGCAAGACGGUGCUGUACGUUGGUAAGCCCAUCCUCAAGUUCGACAGGAGCGAGUAAAUCACGGAUGGUCAGCGGAACUACUUCCAGCUUCAGGGUUUGGACACAAAGUUGGUUAUUCAAUAACUUAGCAGAGCGUGGCGUAUUGUUCAGAACUUCAGACAGCACUAGGGCUAGUGAGUUUGUUUUUGCUGCUGCGGAGAGCCGCCUGCGGGUUAGGGCAUACCGGUAGCUUGACGGGCUUUCCUAAGGAGACCCGUUGGGAUAAUUAUUCGAGUUUGUUGGCCAUUGUAUGCACAAUUUCAC